UUGCGACAGGCGGAGCAGCGGCUGGCGGCUCGGCGAGCGGCGCGGGCCGAGGCGCGCGAGAUCCGCAUGCGAGAGCUGGAGCGGCAGCAGCGCGAGCAGGAGGACCAUGCCGACAAGGCGUACGACAUGUACGCCAACUCGGGCAGUCUGCGCGCCACCGUCGCUGACUUCAAAGAUUCAGUGGGAAGGCGCGGUGCCACCCGGCUCUCUAGUUUAGGUUCGGGAUCGCUGCACUCGCCCCGACGCAGCUCUGAAGAUUCCGCAGAUGACACCUUUAGCAUCAAGGACCUUAGGCAUGAACUGAAAGAAGUUGAGGAGAAGUUCCGAAAGGCGAUGAUAUUGAACGCGCAGCUUGACAACGACAAGGCCGCGCUCGGGUACCAGCUCGAACUGCUCAAGGACCGGAUAGAGGAGUUGCACGAAGAGUACGCGCAGCUGCAGCGCGAGCACAGGGAGAAGUGUUCCGCGCACGAGCGUCUGAAGCGCGAGCACGCAUCGCUGGAGCGGGAGGUGAUGGCCGCGCGGGACGCGGUGCGGGCCCGGGACGCGGCCGCCGCGCAUGCGGGAUACGCUUUCGUGGACGCGGCCUGCGCACCGCAAGCCAACGGGGUCAACGGCCUCGCCGACGGGGAGGACAGCGCGCCCGGGUUCGGGUCAGUGCCGCCACUGGCGCUGGUGUCGCACCAGUCCGAGCAGAUGUUGAACGAAGCUGGUGAAGGAACGUUAGACGUCCGGUUGCAGAAGCUCUUAUCAUCGAAGCUGGCGCUAGAGUCGGAGGUCCGCAAACUGAAGCUGCAACUGAACGAGGAACGAGCUGCGACCCACAACGGAGUGCACUCGCUGCACGACCAGGAAUACGAGAACGAGCUUGAAACGUUACGACGUUGCGUGUCGGAAGCGAAAGCGCGCGCGGCGCGAGCGGAAGCCGAGGCGGCGCUCCAGGGGGCCGCCGUCGCCAGGCUCGAGGCGCAAGUGGCCAGGCUGCGGGCCCGCCAGGACCAUCAGGACGAGCACGAGGAGCAGCUCAAGCUCGAGCGGCGCAGGCUGCAGCGCGAGGCUCGGGAAGCCCUGAAUCGCGUCGAAGAGUUGGAGACAGAGAACAGUCACCUCACCAAACGGCUCGACAAAUUGAAGAACGCCAAGUCUGCGCUACUCAAGGAGCUGUGA
Messenger RNA from Chilo suppressalis (striped riceborer), 1167 nucleotides. The record is from the annotation of a GenBank genome assembly. Lineage: Eukaryota; Metazoa; Arthropoda; Insecta; Lepidoptera; Crambidae.